AUCGUCAAGACCCUGCGUGCCGGGUGCAAAGAUGGCUUCGGUGCUGUCGCCUGGUCUCCCGACUGCUCGCGCGUGGCCGCCGCUGGCGCGGACAACGACGCCCGGGUGUACCUGCUGUCUGCGAGCGAAUAUCGGCAAUGGGAGGCCCCGAGCUUGCUGAAGGGCCACUCGGAUGUCGUCCGGGCCGUAUCCUGGUCGCCCUGUGGUCGCAAAGUUCUGACCGGCGGGGAUGACAAGAAGGCCAUCAUCUGGAAGGCCUCGCGAUCAGAUCCCAAAGCUUGGGAGCAGUUCUCCGAGCUUGACCAGCACUCUGAUGCGGUGCGUGCUGUUGCGUGGUGCCCGAAUGCCGACAAGGCGACGAUAGCGACGGGGUCUGAAGACUCCACCAUCAUCAUUUGGCAGCCGGCGAAGGAGUCGGGGGGAGAUCGCCGGAAGUUUGAGGUGUGA
This is a messenger RNA of Symbiodinium sp. CCMP2592, 447 nucleotides long. NCBI's taxonomy places the organism in Eukaryota, Dinophyceae, Suessiales, Symbiodiniaceae. The record is from the annotation of a GenBank genome assembly.